Monopterus albus (swamp eel) is the source of this 1582-nucleotide messenger RNA. RefSeq names its product chitinase, acidic.1 (gene chia.1). Gene Ontology annotation, cellular component: extracellular region. Bases 94 to 1455 code for a protein of 453 amino acids. Gene Ontology annotation, biological process: carbohydrate metabolic process. NCBI's taxonomy places the organism in Eukaryota, Metazoa, Chordata, Actinopteri, Synbranchiformes, Synbranchidae. Gene Ontology annotation, molecular function: hydrolase activity, hydrolyzing O-glycosyl compounds; chitin binding. The record is from RefSeq and is a predicted model, not a curated record. The transcript is spliced from 12 exons.
GCUCUGUACUCUGCAUCUGUUCCUGUUGAAGAAAGAUUUUGCUCAGAGGUCAGCUGCUGCUGUAGAAAAUUGAUUAGAUCUCCAGAGAGCACAAUGGCAAGACUCCUGACAGUGCUGGGCAUUCUACUCGCUCUGCACAUGGCUUCAUCCAGUAAGCUGGCAUGCCAUUUUACCAACUGGGCCCAGUACAGACCUGGCAACAGCAGAUUCACCUCAGACAAUGUCGACCCCUUGCUGUGCACCCACGUCAUCUACGCUCUGGCCACCAUCAACAGCUUCAACCAAAUCAGCCCCAUAGAGUGGAAUGAUGAGCAGCAGUAUGCCAGACUCAACAGCCUCAAGAACUUCAAUCCUGCAUUGAAGACUCUGCUGUCAGUUGGAGGCAGUUUCAAUGGAGUGAGCCCGUUCAUUUCCAUGGUCGCCAGGCCAGAGAGACGUGCAGCUUUUAUCAAUUCAGCCAUUAGCUAUCUGCGCACCCAUAACUUUGAUGGGUUGAACCUGGACUGGGAAUAUCCUGGACACAAUGGCAGCCCACAGGAGGACAAAGCAAGGUUCACUCUGCUGGUCAAGGAGUUGUCCAAGGCCUUUGAGGAUGAGGCCAAAAACACCCGGAGGACUCAGCUGCUGUUGGCAGCCAAUGUAGCUGCAAUACGUUCCACCAUUGACAGAGCCUAUGAAGUUGAUAAGAUUUCACCUUACUUUGACUUCAUCAACGUCCUGACCUAUGACUUCCAUGGACACUGGGAGCCAGUUACUGGACACAACAGCCCACUGUACAGCAGCUCUGUGGACACUGGCUCAUAUAUUCAUCACAAUAUCAACUCUUCUAUAUCCUAUUGGCUGGCUCUGGGAGCACCUGCUGAAAAGCUCUUGCUGGGUUUCUCCACAUUUGGACGAACCUACCGCCUUAGCAGUGCUUCUAGUAGCCUCGGAGCACUAGCUAAUGGCCCUGCAGAUGCUGGACCCUACACUCGCACUGCUGGCUUCUGGGCUUUCUAUGAGAUCUGUGCCUUCAUCUCCAGUGCCACUGUUCAAUGGAUCUCUGAACAGGAGGUUCCAUAUGCCACCUAUGGCAGUUCCUGGGUAGGCUAUGAUGACAAGCGCAGCUUUUCUUCCAAGGUCCAAUGGAUGACUGCCAACAACCUGGGCGGUGCUCAUGUGUGGACUCUGGACAUGGAUGACUUUGGUGGAUACUUCUGCUCAUCUGGAGCAUAUCCUCUCACCAACCAUCUCAGGAUGUCCAUGGGCUUCAUCCCAAAGCCCACCACCACCCCUGGACCUACCACUACCAGGAACCCCAUGGAUGACUUCUGCCGUGGUCGCCCUGAUGGCCUGUAUGCAAACCCAGCAGAUAGGAACACCUACUUCCAGUGCUUCCAGGGACACACCUAUCUGCACCACUGCCAGCCAGGCCUCAUCUACUGGGACACCUGCAAGUGUUGCAACUGGCCCUGAGCUGCAGAAACAUGAACUACAGUAUACUCAAAGUUCAUGAAUAAAUCUGAUGUAAAAUCAUCUAACAGAGUGAUAGAUUGCACUUAUUAAGUUCAUGUACUCGGUUACAAUGAGUAUGGAAAGUAAA